GCAAGGAGCUAAACGAAUGCAGGCUACGCCUACGUAUUUUCUGUACCGCGCACGGUACCAGGAUCCUUUUGAACCGGCCCUUUACAACAGGACCGACGUUGCGUUUUUCGAGAAUAAGCGCAGGCGCCCGUUCCCUCUCUGUUCCUCCCGACUAUUCAGGGCCGUAGUCUACGCAACAGUCGGCCAGACCGACAACGUAAGAGGCGGCAAGCUAGGUUGGCGGCGGCCAUUUUGUGUCGGGAGGUCGGAGAAGAAAGACGGCGUUGUCUUUCGCGCCGAGCAGUUCCUGCUUCCAUUCGGCCUGCCUGGAGCCUGCGGGAAUCGAGCCCUAGCGGGAGAAAGAAGGGAUAUAGCAGGACAAUAACAACCGCGCUCGGGUCUUCUCAGCGCCGGGACUCCGGUCGUCGCUUUGCUCGCCCACGUAGCCUGGCGCCAGAGGACUCCUUCGGCCUGUGAGGAUGCGAGGCUUUGGAGACCGAGGCCGAGACCGCGACCGCGGCGGGUAAGGAAGGCCGGGGCGGGGAAGGGAGCGGGGCGGCCUCCUCCGGGGAACCCGAGUCUACUGGGCUUCGCCACAGGCAGACAGAAAGCCGCCAGGAGCCGUUUCCCUGUGGCGAUGCUCCUGCGCUGGGAAAUGCUCGUUCCCUGCUGGGCCUCUGCCUGCCUCGUCGCUGCCGCACAGGAAACCCGCCAGGAGAGGAGAGAGGCCGGAGGGCCCUCGGCCCCUGCGGGUGGGAAAGCGAGCUAGAGGAUUUCAUGAACACGCUUCUUCGGGGAAUAAGUUUAUUUGAUCUCGGAUGGUAAUCCUGAGUAAACAUAAGGGGCUACAGUGCGUUAAAAGCUGCUACAUACAUACAUACAUACAUACGUGUGUGUGUGUGUGUGUGUGUGUGUGUGUGUGUAUGCGUUUUGUAGCAAAGCCUACUGGUUUUUCACACUGCUGCACCUGUAAUCCAACAGGUGAAGCUUUCUGCACCACCGCAACUGGGGGAGGAAAGCUUCACCUACUCCUGGCUUCUCUCUUGCCAGGAAUUAAAAGGUUGCAAUAUGGUUGCUGAAUGUAACUAAGCGGAUGGAAAAUGGCGUUGCAAUAUGGAGUCCAAGGUGGGGACAGGGAGGUGCUUAAUGUGGGCCCAUGAGGGGUGGAGAUCUGGGGUAGGAAAUGCGAGGCCGUAGGAGGCGGGAACUAGAGGCUCCCUGGACAAAGUUCGUUUGUGUUCCUCCUCUCUUCCCUUAACUGAUCGGAGGGCAGCAGGCCUCUGAACACAUCUUGCACCAGUCCCAACUCCCGCAGAUUUUAUACUUGUUGAUCACUUUAUUUGAUCCCCAGCAUUGCGUUCCUCCUCUUCCUCUGGGUUAAGGUGGGACACGGUAUUUCCUCUGACUUCAGUGUCACUUUUACAGUGGUAGUAAAGUACUGUAUUGUAAAUUCUAAAGUACAGCUGCAGAGGCAUAGUGCAAUCCUUACCCCAGGGUGAAUUUGUUCAAAUCUGACAGGGUGCUCUAUAAUAAAGUGAUUGCAACCUAAGCUCAUUUUAACUCAGUUGUGAGAAUUUCCUUGUGACUGUAUAAUGCUGUUGUUCAGUGCCUUGUCAUGUUCUUACUUGGGAUAUUUAAGCGCGAGCCUAAUUAUAGAGUGCAUAAACAGAUAGUAUAUGUAUCAUUAUUGGUAUCAGUAUUAUUUUCUUAUGUUGUUAACUUGAGGAGUAUAUGCCGUGGUCCCAAGCACAUUUACUUGUUAUAAGCCCUGUCCAAAUCAAGGAGACAACUUGCAAGUAAAUAUGCUUUGGAUCAGCAUUCAGUUUGAAAGAAUUGGGAUCAGCUGACACAGCUUGUGGUGAUACUGAAAAUGAUAACAACCCCAGGUGUUGCUUCUCCAACCACUGUAAACACUAAUGUGAGUAUUACCUGUGGUAGAAGCAUUGGUGCUGCUGUCAUUGUGCUAGUCUGAUUGAACUGCAUGGGGAUUUGCACAAUUUUACCACAGUUUAUAGAUGUGUGACUUGCUGAUUCAGUGUCACUGAUACUGAGGUUCCAAACACCUCUGCCUGGAAGCACCCUGGCUUUGCAGUCCUAAUCCUGUUUACUCAGAAGUAAGGCCCACUAUGUUAAAUAGGACUUACUUCCCAGUAAGUGAGAAAAUCUGGAAUAAAGUAAUUUUUGAGCGUUCCAUUGCUCAUACAGCUGAUAAGCUAUCUUUAGGCAGCCUACAGCACAGUCCAUAGGUGCUUAAAAGUAAGAUUUGUUCAGUUAGGUUUACUCCCAUAUAAGUAUUGGUUGCAAACCUUUGCACACUUUGGAGUAAACUUCCCUGAACUUGAUAGGACUAGUUUAUGUGUAAAUGUGCUUAGAGUUGCACUGUUAGUGUCAUAAAUGAACUGUUGCAGUUAAAACUGUAUCCUAGUACAUAUGCAUGUUUCCCAUAGCUUGUUGCUAAAUUGUGCAUAAAAUGGUUUGAUUAUAAAGUUACCUUGUUUUUCAUUUUGUUUUCAUGUGUGGAAUUUGAUCUUUCAAAGUUAUGCUCUGUUUUGUUAGAAAGUAAAGUUAAAAAAACUUGCAAAAACAUUUAAAGGUAUGUUUAGAAUUUUUUCAAUGUUUGCUGAUAAUACUUUCUAAAACAUUUAGAUUAAAGUAAUUGCUUUGAAUAUUUUUUGCUGCUUUCCUGCAACAGUAAACAAAUUACAUAGAAUAAGCCAGGGGUCGCCAUCCAGAAUAAAGACAAUCCCUGGAAUAAACAUUUUACCAAUUCUUGCUGUCUUCAGUAUUUCCAGAAGCUGAACUGUUGUUGUUAUGUUAUUGAUAAGCAACAAUACAUCUAUUGCCCCAAGGUCUCAUUUUGUUUAUUUGUUGGUUAAGGAUAUAGUAUAGCAAAUAGAGGGGGGGAAUGUUGCUUUAAUAUAACUUCACUGAGAUUCAGAUUACAGGGAACCAGGCAGAGGGCCUUCUUGUAGUGGCAUCAAUAAGAUGAAAUAGGUGACACUUUCCCCCAUUACAGAAAUGUUUUCUUAGCUUAAUAAUAAAGACGCAAGCAUAUGUUUGUCAAAUACUUUGAAAAAUAACUUCAACUGGAAUCCCCCUCCUCUCCAGGUUUGGCGGUCCGCUUCCUCCUAAAAAAUUUGGAAACCCAGGUGAACGUCUCCGUAAAAAGAAAUGGGACUUGAAUGAAUUGCCUAAGUUUGAAAAAAAUUUCUAUGCUGAACACCCAGAAGUGGCCAGACUUACUCCAGUAAGUUUCAUUUGUUCUUCCUUUUGUGCUUGGUAUACUUGGAAACUUUGCCAGCUUUAAUGCUUCCCAUAUAGAGCGCUAACGCAGAUAUGAAAAUAACUAGAAUUAUUUCUGCCAAUAGCUUUGUCAGCCUGCACAUUGCAGUGGUAAUCUUUUCAUUAACUUACUGCAAUUUAUAAAGUUACUUCUAAUCUAUCUUUUCUGUGAUUACACAAGGCUUGUAAAAAAGCCUACAAAAGUAUUUUAAGCUACUUGCCCAGAAAUAUUUAAGUUAGUAAUUUGUAGCAUAUCAAAUGGCCUAAAUGGUAGCGAGAACAAACAUCUAUUUUAUAAUAUCUGCCCUUCGUAAUUACCUGGGUGCCAGUUUUGCCUAUGCAAGUCUAACUUGUAAUAUAUGUUUAUAUAGGUGAUUUCACCUUAAAACUGUGGCCUGGAUGUUUUUUGAGUUGCAGUGUAUUUUGUUAAAAAUGAACUUCUGGAAUAAAUUUGGUUUCAAGUGUUAAGUGCAUAUCAAUUUUUCUGGCUUGUUUCAAUCCAAGCACAGAAGACUGUUGUGCUCCAAUCUUUGUAGGCCCUGAAGACUUAGUUAUUAAAGGUCAGUUUUACAUAGGCAGUGCCCUUUUGGGUAGGAAAUAUUUUUCUUCUUUACUUGUUGUCUGUCAGAUUCUGGUUCUGUGGAAUUAGUUAUGUAUUAUGAAUUGGAUGCGCUCAAAUUGACUAUUUUUUGUUGAGACUGUAUGUCUUAAUUUCUAAUAUGCAAGUCACCUUGGAAGAAAAUCACUUGGAAAUGUUCUGAAAUUAAGUUUCUCACGUGCUCGUUGACAUUAUUCACAACUCUUCAAGUUGCACCAGUAUGCAAAUAAAGCAUUUUAAAGGAAACUAUCAAUAAGAUGCAAAGCAAGUGGGGAAAAUAACUUGCUAGAUUCUUUAUCUAACCUAAAUUGAAAUAUUGAUGCAGAUGAGGAGUUAUAUGUGACUUACUAGUGUUUCAUUUUUGGAUUAGUAGCAUAUUGAACAUCUUGCAGUUUGGGCAAAGAAUUCACCUGAGAAAACUUUGUUACUAUAAGACUCUGGGUGGUGAAUUCAGUGGGAUUUGCUUCCUCAUAAAUGUAUUCAGGAAUGCAGCUCUAGAGGUUUUUUUGUGGUUUGUGUGUUGUUUUUACUACACGGGAUUUGCGAUCCCCUGAGGUGGAUGCAGUUUUGGACAUGAAUUCUAGUACCUACUUAGCUGUACUUUCAAUAUUUUCUUGAUAAUGGAACUAAUAUGGAGAGAAAUAUUUUAUAAAAAAAAAUCUUAUUCCACCUUUCAGAGUUUAAAAGAUGCGUUGUCUAUCAGGUAGGAUUGUUGGAACAUAAAGCUAAAGCUACAGAGCAUUUUACUUUAAGUGCAAAUGGAUGAUGAUGCAUUGAUAGAAAUGAAGGGAUUAUCUUCUUCGUGACAGCCUUUAAUGUUUUUCAUAACAAUGGAAGGUUAUAUAAAAAUUUAUUUUCACAAGGUUUAUGUGCAAUUUUUACUCUAAACAGUAUGAGGUUGAUGAGCUAAGAAGAAAGAAAGAGAUUACAGUUAGAGGAUCAGAUGUUUGCCCCAAGCCUGUGUUUGCCUUCCACCAGUGUAACUUUCCACGUAAGUAUUCUGCUUUGCAGCUGUGACUAAUGGGAGAUCUUGGAUGACAUCAGUUUUGGGAUGAAAGAGGGUGAAGAAUCUGAAACCUCAUUGACAGAAAUACUGAGGGUGGGAAAUCUGCUGAACUGGAUGUGUUGGGUGAGGUUGAAUGACCAGGUAUACAACUUGGAGUUUCUCCCAGACAACUAGCUGAUUUGCCAUUUGCUCGCUGCACCCCUAUUUGCCAUAGUCAUUGAUGAGCUGAUUACCUCAAGACUAAAUUACUGUCAUGCACUCUUUCUGGGACCACCUUUGAAACAGUUCAGAAGCUUCAGUGGCUUUGGGGGGAAAGCAAUAUGAGCAUAUAACACUGAUUCUUUAUCAGUUGCAUUGAUUCCCAGUGCUCAGGGGCGAAACUAAGCUUUAUUUCACUCAGGUCUAAGACCUAGUUUGGCACCCCCCAUCCAUUGGCAUACACGUUGUUGUUGUUAUUGAAGUCUUUCCCAGGAAGCAAAAUCUGGGUCCCUUAUUGACUGGUUUUAAGCAGCCUCUCAAGACUUGGUCCUUUAAAUCUGCUUUUAAGUGAUAAUGAUGCUGUUCUAUGUUCUUAGUUGUAAUUUUAACAAUCAGUUCUAUUUCUAAAUGAAUUGCUUUUAGUACUUUUAUUGUGAAUUUUGUAUAUGACAACCUUUUAUUUAAAUAAUUUUUAAGUUGGGUACUUCCUUAGCCCUGAAAGGUAGUAUAAAAAUCAAUAAAUCUUCAGUACUUGGCCCCAGAAUGUGAUACUAACAUGUAGCAUUGGUUAAACGGCACACUGUGAAAAUAUAAUUCAUGCAGAAUAUAUGCUGUGCUGUUUUUAAUGUAUGAUUAUAUCUAUGUUUUUAACUUUCAGAGUAUGUAAUGGAUGUCUUGAUUGACCAGCAUUUUACAGAACCAACUCCAAUUCAGUGCCAGGGCUUUCCGUUGGCCCUUAGUGGUCAUGAUAUGGUGGGCAUUGCACAGACUGGCUCUGGAAAGACAUUGGCAGUAUGUAUUUUUAAGUUUUUGUUGAAUUGUUUUUGUCUCCAAAUUCCUUGGGAGGAAAGCACUUACUUUCAAUCACAGUGACAUUAUGCAUCAUUCAUGUGAAAAGAAUAGAACAAAGCUGCUCCUCUCCUGUUACUUCUGCAAGUUACUUCAGCAGUACACCAAGGCUAAGUGCAGAAUUUGGGCAUAUUUUUCCUUUUGUAGCAAACUGUGAACAUCUUGUAAAGAUAGAUAUCUAAAAUUAAACAAGGACAAGGUAAAGGUGUGAUAUUUCAUUAACUUUUCCACAUUUUAUAUCAUGACACCUGAGCCUGUGCAUGUUUGCUCAGAAGUAUCAUAGAGUUGUAAGGGAGCCUGUGGAUCAUCUAGUCCAAACCCCUUCAAUGCAAGUCUCACUUUGUCCUUUGAGACUUAACAUAAUGCUAUCUGCACUUAUCUGGAAGUUAUCAGUCUGAAGCAUCAAUACUAAAUGCUUAUUUGGGCAUGGUCCAUUGUUGUUAAUUGAAGCUGAUAUCAUGGAAGUAGAUUUAGGCUUUUGUGGUGUAUGUUCUUGGAGGGGUUGUAAGAAGUCAGCCGUGUAAUGUUGACUAGCAUCACACUGAGGGGAAUAUUGUCAUAGCUCAUGAGCCUUUUAUUCAGUUGGGCUGUAGCUUACGCUAAGCAUCCUUCGCUUAGCUGAUGGAGUACUUUCAGCUUUCUGUAUUUGGCUUUCUAUGAUUACUGUCUUACUGGCAGAAGCAUCUAAUGCUGCUGAUCCUUGCCUCUAUGCACUUGGUUCAGUGACUAAAACUUGAGAGUACAGCACCCGUGCAUGCCUGAUUAUGGGAACCAUGUUGACCCAUUGCAGUAUUGGUGUACUGCUCCUUUCACCUCCAGGUUGGCUGUUCUCAGAUACAUGAAGAGGUGAAAGCUGUAUAUCUCACUUUUAACUUAAAAUGCGUUUGUGAAUUGGACAGCUGGUAUAUCCACUUUGUGUCUUUAAGCAGUAUAUAGGUAAGAUUUGAGAAGUGACUUUCAUUUUCAUGUCCCUUAAUAUCUUGAUUUAUCCCUGUUUCAGUACUUGCUGCCUGCAAUUGUUCAUAUCAACCACCAGCCAUACUUGGAAAGAGGGGAUGGUCCAAUUGUGAGUAAAUAUUUUUAAUGCUUUUUUUUACAUACAUUUUAUGCUUUCUCAUAUUACAUUUCAGUAAAUCAAAGAGAGCUGUGGGCUUUGCCUCUGAUGUUUAAGCAAUUUACAUAAAACAGUAUUCUCACAGUAUUCUUUGAUGCCUUCUUUUGCAGUGUCUGGUUUUAGCUCCUACCCGAGAGCUGGCCCAGCAAGUCCAGCAGGUAGCCGAUGAUUAUGGUAAAUGUUCAAGGUUGAAGAGUACCUGUAUAUACGGAGGAGCACCCAAAGGUCCUCAAAUCAGAGACUUGGAGAGAGGUAAUUAACAGUGGGCUCGCUUUACGCAGGAUGGUUGUAACAUACUAAUUGUGCAACCCCAAUAUGUGAUUAAAACUUUGUAUGGAUACCUUCUUGGUAGCGUAUUUCAAUUAAUAUAUUUAAAUUAUGUUGGCUGUCUCAUAGGUGAAUGUAUUUUUAAUGAAAGUUGAUGGGUUUUCCCCCCUUUCACUUUCUUUGCUCUGUUUCUUCUUUACUAAAUUUGUUACAGUAAGUGUGCAACUUACAUACAUUUAACUUGUGCGCUUUCAGCUUUAUGUGCUUGAAAAAAAAGAAAAACUAAAUGGAAAUGGGGUGGGCGUCCCGGAAAAAAGACUUUGGCGGUUCCAUCCACCAUUGACCACAAUGUGUUUUGAUGAUAAGUGAUUUUGGCUUUAGGCCUGGUCCCCGGAACAUGACCCCUGCUUAAGUUGUGGGCUUACUGUAUUUAAAAAAUCAACUGAAAUAUUUAUAAAGGCUGAGGAAGUAGAAAUUUGAAGCCUUUGGCUAAGUCUUACAUGAACAGCUUGCGAGCUGUACUAGUGAGGCUUUUCUUUACCAUGCAGACUUUUAAAUAUUGAACUGAAUUGGAAGAUUUCUGUCUGCCUUCAUUAAAAAAACAAAGAGUUGUAUGCAUAGACUGGAUGUAGACUGUUGGCUAAGAAUGUUGAUUGCAAAUUUAAUGUAUGCAGUAUUUCUAUCUAAACUUCUUUAAGAAUUGUAGGCUAAAAGGGCUUCAACUUGAUGCACAUAAAAGUGUUGGCUGUGUACAUAACUGUUGUAUCUUUGAAUUUAGUAUUUGAAUCCUUGGUUAAUAUUAAGUUCCUUUUAUGCUAACUUUCAUCCCCAUCCCAACUUCAUUCCCUGAAGGUGUUGAAAUUUGCAUUGCUACACCCGGACGUCUAAUUGAUUUCUUGGAAGCAGGGAAAACUAAUCUCCGCCGAUGUACAUACCUUGUGCUAGAUGAAGCUGACAGAAUGCUGGAUAUGGGUUUUGAACCUCAGAUUCGUAAAAUUGUUGAUCAGAUACGGGUAUGUAAACCUUCACUGUAUUAGCUUUCCUUAAAUCCCCCCUUUAAAGAAUACCACCCAGCUUAACAUAUAUUCUUUCAGCCUGACAGGCAGACUCUAAUGUGGAGUGCCACUUGGCCAAAGGAGGUGCGCCAGCUUGCUGAGGAUUUCUUGCAUGACUAUGUCCAGAUCAAUGUGGGCAACCUGGAGCUGAGUGCCAAUCAUAAUAUCCUGCAAAUAGUGGACGUGUGCAUGGAGAGCGAAAAAGAUCAUAAGUAUGGAUGCUGCUGUAAUUCCUACAUUUUCUUGUAAAUUAGACUUCCCCUCUCCCCUUUAAAGUAGCAUUAUUUAAGUAUGCCUAUGGCAGUUAGUUAUUCAAGCAGACCCCGGACGUGUAACUAUUUAAUGAUUUUUAUUUGUUUUUAUCCUGCCUUUUGGAUCUUGGACUUUCAGAGCAGUUAAAACAGUGCUCCUUGUUACAGUUCAUGUGAUUAAGGCCAAAAACCUAUAGUUUUAUCCAUAAAACACCCACUGAGCUAAGCGAGUCUUUACUUGUCAUUUAAAUGCUGUGUAUAAUUAAUUUUGAGUGGAUUGAAUAUUGCUGUAAAUGACUUGCCUCAAAUAAUGAUAUGAAAUUAGCUUAUUUUAUGUUUAUAAUUUGUUGUGUGUGUUUUUAUUCGAAGACUAAUCCAACUGAUGGAAGAAAUCAUGGCUGAAAAAGAGAAUAAGACAAUUAUAUUUGUGGAGACAAAAAGACGUUGUGAUGACCUAACUCGAAGGAUGCGUAGAGAUGGGUAGGCCUUCUGCUCUUUCUUUGAACUGAUAAUGUUGCAGAUGAAAAGCUUUAAAGAUGCUUAGGGCUUAAUUUUGUUGCUGCAAAGAUGUUCCUAUAUUUAGCUUGCAAUGAAAUCCAGGUUGCAGAAGGAAUGAUGUGGCUGCCUACUUGGAAACUUAAUGGAUGUAGUACUGUAUUUGAGAAUCCAGUGUACAUGUUUUAAAGAUGUUCAUCAAAACAAUUGUCAAUAAGAUAAAAAGGGAAAACUACUCUUCCAGAAUCUGAGGGGAUAGGUAGGUUGUUGAGGCAGCUCCAGGCAAUGAGAUAGUAAUUAACCACUAGCACUUUAAGUAUGACAAUUAGCUUCUUCGUUUGGAAAUACACACACAGUAAUUGAGUGAUGCAAGUAAAAUAAUAUUGAAGAACAUGCUGUUGUUCCCUAAUGUAUAUUGUUGCCACCCUCACUUGGAACAUUUGCUGGUGCAGUCUCUAGCUUUUGUAGGGGCACAUUGUCCCCCAGAGGUGCAUGUGGCAGCUUAAAACUGUUGAAAACCUUUUGUCUUUGUAGAUGGCCAGCUAUGUGUAUUCAUGGAGACAAGAGUCAACCAGAACGAGAUUGGGUGCUUAAUGGUGAGUAGCAGGAAAAGCUUUCCUGGCUUCCCAGAUAAUAUUUGAUUUUGUGCAUAAGUGAUAUACAAUACAAAAUCAUAAGCUUAUUGAUCUCAUCUAUAUGCUGAACAUGCUUAUUUUUAGCUAUUUGUUGAUUUCAGUAUUUUUACAUGCUUUCCUAAUUGAAAUGCAACAAAACAGAAAAUUAAGUGCAUGCAGUCCUAGUGUGAGUCGAUGUAAAGGUUUCAAGUCUAAUUCUGGAACCAUGAGAGAGAAAGAUCUCUUUAUUAUGUGUGGUUUUUGUGACGUGGCUUUUUUCCUUUCAGAGUUCCGUUCUGGAAAGGCUCCUAUCCUCAUUGCUACGGAUGUUGCAUCUCGUGGGCUAGGUUUGUACACAUGGGCUUCUCUGCCUGCUUCUCAGGUCGUUUCUUUAGAUUUGAAACUUAUUCCAAAGAAUUUUAAAGCGUGACUUUCCCCCACAUGUGAAAUGCCUUUUUUAACAUUGAUCUUUUUUUUUCUUUCAUAUUCAAAAUCUCUUCCUGCUCCUAACAACAGGCUUUGGUCUGCAGCAAGGCCUAGGCAUGACUAAUCGAUCGCCAGUGGGGAGAAGAGACGUCCAAUUACUCAAGCCCAAUUGUUCCACACACCCUCUCAUUUCCAGCUUCAGCUUUGUUGCUGGAUGACUAGGAUUGGACUGCACCCACUAAGUUGUUCAGAAUUACCAGACGGUAGAGCAAACAUCUUUUUAAAAAUCCCUCUCUGUCCAGAUGCAUUACUAAUGUAAUUGCACCUUAGAGACUCACCACUACUAUGGAGCACUGUUUCACAUACAUGAAUGUAACUUGUAUUUUAACACACAAGCAUUAUCCCUCAUUUUCCCACCUAGACUGGAUUGCUGAGGUUAUAUAGUAAAAGCUACAAGGGGUUUCUUGUAGUGUGAUGUAUCUCAGUUUUCUUCAGUGCUGUAAAAAUGGCUGCUUCCGGAUGCUUGGGUAAACAGUCCCGCUUUAAUAUCUGUAUUGUGAUUAAGCUCUGCAUCUCAAUUGGCCAGAAAUGUCAGAUUCUCCAUAUUGUAGAUAUUUUGGAAAUCUGGAAGAGGCCACUCCUGGGAGCUGUUAGUGUUGAAUUUGGUGGACUGGCCCACAGUGGCAGAUCUUGUACCCAAUCAAUGAAAACAAUCCCUCAGGUUCAGAGUGACUUUGUUUAAACAGAGAAUUUUGUCACUUGAAAUGCUUAGUUCCCAAAUGUGAUAAACAUACUAAAAACGUUGGUAGCCUUUAAUCACAUAACCUUCCUUCUCACAUGCCAUCCCCUAAAUUGGAAACACUUCUCUAGAGGUGUUCAUAUGGAUUUCAGUCUCUGUCCUCUGGGGUCAUGUCUGGACCUGUGCAGGUAGAACUUGGGCCUGUUAGGAGAAGGGGUGAGGCCAGAUUUUUUUGGCAGUGGUUUUUAAACAGGCUUGCUGUGUGCUGGUAGCUUCUUUGUGCAUCUUGCCUAGACACUUAAAAUCAGCCCUUCUCAUAUAUAUAUAUUUCCCCAAAACAACUCAUUUGGAUACUAUUUAAGGAAAACAGUCUCCCCGUUCUGCCUUCUCCACUUCACCGAGGCUGGGGGGAAAAGGUACCAGAGUCUGUUUCUUGUUACUAAAGAACAUCUUGGCUUGUUUUGGGGCCCAGAGUUUGCUGCUUAAUAAUACGUAGCUGGCAAACCUCUGGACGAAUUCCUCCAAGUUCCUGGAAAGUGAAGGCUUCUACCUAAAACAUAGAACAGGGGCGCGCACUUUUUGGCUGAGUCACCAGGGUUUUUCCUUCUACUCAAAGGAACAUUGGUCUCAGAAAACUCCUUCCAGGUAAGUUGAGUCCCCCAUAAUGGCUUCUUUAUGAAUAACCCCCAGGAGAGAAGACUUCCCUCUGCACUGUUUUUCAUUAAACACUUCACUCUGUUAAAGUCAAAUCAUUAAAUUUCUUUUUGUUUGUUUUCUUUAACAGAAACUUUAUCAGCUGCCGAUCACUCAGUGCAGGUCUGGGGACAUAUCUACAUUGGUGGUCGAAGCAGCUCUCUAGAUGAAGCGUGUUUGCUAGUUUCUGCCCCUCCCAGUUAAAUGCCCAGUCAUUUUCCGGGGGCAUCUCAGUGUGAAUGCAUCCCCAGGUAGCCAUAUUCCUUUCUAGAAUGAUCAAGAACGGAAUCUCUAUAAUUCCUUGGAAGAAAUACUGUGAUGAGCACAAUUUUACAUCAGUGCAAGAUAGAAUAGUAAGAAAUCAUUUUACUGCAUGUUACCUCCCCUCCCCCACUCAGAUAAUGUGGAUCUGAUACACACCUUUUUAAGGUAGAAAUUGACCCCACCUCUUUUCUCUUCCUUGUUGCCCUUCCAUGGAUUUCCACCAAAAUCCAGUCAUUGAGACCUUCAUUGUUAACUGGCAGUCUCUGUGCUUUCUAACAAGGAUAUGCUUCCUGGUAUUCAUUAUGGCUACCUAACUAAGGGAUGUACAGAAUGGGAUUGGCUGAGGUCCCAUAGCCUGCUGUUUGUCAGACUCCAGUUAAAUCCUAGCUAUGAAGAUGUGAAUGCACUACUUGGUGUGUUACCCUGCCCUUACCCAACUCUUGCCCUUUGAGAUCUUUGCACCAAGGACCCUAGCUGGAGACUCGCGCUGCCCCUGUGAAAUCUUGCCUUCUCACUUUUUGGUGUGAUUCAGGACUUUGGAGUCUGGAAAGAUUGAGGAGCCCCCCCUUGGUGUAAUAAGAAACAGACGUAAUACCCCUUUGCCACCACUACAACCCACUUUUAUUUUUGCCCCUCUCCCCAUCCCUUUAUUUGAAAUUGAUGCAGUCUGGGCAAUAGAUGCAGCCUGACCUUUUGGAUGUAAUUUUUAGCAUCUGCAUUUUUGACAGUUGCCCCCUUUAAGCCCUGUGAGGGGACAACAAGCGUUGGAGGACCUGAAACCUUUACGUGAACCCAGGUUCUCAGGCGCUUGACAGCCAAAUGGGGCUACAGAGAAGCAUCCAUGCCAGUUCACAGAGCGAGCGUGUGUGGGGACUUCUCGCUGCCAUGGACCCUUGAUGCAUGCUCCCCGCGCUCCAGUGGUCCCGUGUCAGAGGGCGGAGUUUUCGAAAGGAGGCCGCCAAAAAUAAAAGGCAAAGAGACGGGAUCGUCUGCAGCGAUUUCCCACAGGAGGAGGGAGUGUGCAUCGGUCUGGUAACAAAACAGGGAAUGUUUCUAAUUUUUACGAGAAAAGUCAAUCUGUGUUUUAUCUUGGAUAUAAUCUGAAUAUUCUCUGUAAAAUGCAGAUUUUUUUUUGUAAGAGCUGUUAAAUUUUAAUGUAAAAUUGCUGUUUAAAAUGUAUUGCAAUUUUUUUUAAAGCAUUACACUAACAUUUACUUAUUUUCUGCCUUUUGCACCUGUGAACUUUAAAAUGUUUCCUCAAAGGUUUUGAAUGUUUAAAUAUUGGGUUAUUCCCAUUGUUCAAGUUAGCUGCAAGCAGUUUAUGCUAGAAAUCUCACCAAGGUAGUCUUGGUGAUAUCAAAUGUUAGUGUGAUAUACCUUUUUAAAGGAGAAUUAAAAUGAUCUGAAUGUCCAUUGGCCAAACUGUACUUCAAAUUUAGAAUUGGGGUAAUUUAUAGAUACCAGGAAGAGGGGGAAUAAAAUAUCUAAGCUAUCAUUUUUGGGGGGAAAGCAUUUCCCCCCCAUUUUUGUAACGAUUGGAAGGUAAGUGGUUUCAGUGUUGCUGGACUUUGUAGACUUCUCCUAACAGAGUUAAAGGCCUGUGGCAGUUCUCUCCUACAUCCAGUCCAGUUGCUGCGUCCAUAAAAAGAAUGGCACAUUUGUUUGAUGACAUGCUGGUGUAAAGUUGCCUGAAUUCCACAAAUGAAAUGUUUGGAGAUUAAUAUUAUUUGUGUGUGUGUUCGUAGCAUGCAUGCAGCAAAGGAUGGAUGAAUUUUAGCGGAAGAAUGAACUGCUUUGACUUGACUUUCUGAAAAUAAAUUAUUUAUGUCCAUGGGCAUAUCUCUCCAUUUAGCCUUUCGCUCUGUUGGGAAGAGUCUGUACUGUCUUUAUUCUUUACAACUAUUAACUUUUUUCUUUUUUCUUGUUACUGUCACCUGCAUUUGUGCUCCCCACCUUCUGUUGGCACAUCCUUCCACCAUAUCCUGUCCUCAACCCCUCACUGUGCUUUGGUUGCUUCACAAAGAUGUGGAAGACGUAAAGUUUGUGAUAAACUACGACUAUCCAAACAGCUCGGAGGAUUAUGUGCACAGAAUCGGCCGUACUGCCCGUAGCACCAACAAAGGCACUGCCUAUACAUUCUUCACACCAGGGAAUUUGAAGCAGGCUAGAGAGCUAAUAAAAGUCCUAGAGGAAGCCAAUCAGGCUAUCAAUCCCAAACUGAUGCAGCUUGUGGACCAUAGAGGAGGUGGUGGAGGAGGAGGUAAGAAGCUUCUUUCUGCAUGUGUGUGUUUUGUUUUUUUGCAGUUUCCAUAUUGGUUGCCUUUAGCUUGCCAGCUACAUUUAAUAGAAUGCUACCAAGCACUGUACCCAGUGCCUUGUCUACUGCCCUGUGCCUGGCAUCACACUGGUGUGCUAGCUCUGACCUCCCAAGAUGUGGUUAUCUGCAAGGAGCCGCUGUGCAUGAGCAACCAAUUGCCUCAUAGGGCUAUCCUGGCAGACAACCACACUCAAUGCAUGGUCAGUGUGAGGUGAGCGGGAAAGUGUGGCAUUGCCCCUACAUGCAAAUGCAAAAAACUCAUGCAUAAGGUUAAGUGUAUAGUGUAAGCUCAGUUGAUCUAGAGCAGGGGUCAGCAACCUUUUUCAGCCGUGGGCCGGUCCACCGUCCCUCAGACCAUUGGUGGGCCGGACUAUGUUUUGGAGGGAAAAAUGAACAAAUUCCUGUGCCCCACAAAUUACCCAGAGAUGCAUUUUAAAUAAAAGCACACAUUCUACUCAUGUAAAUACACCAGGCAGGCCCCACAAAUAACCCAGAGAUGCAUUUUAAAUAAAAGCACACAUUCUACUCAUGUAAAAACACGCUGAUUCCCGGACCAUCCAUGGGCCGGAUUGAGAAAGCAAUUGGGCCACAUCCGGCCCACGGUCCUUAGGUUGCCUACCCCUGAUCUAGAGGGCAUUUAAGUGAGCUUGACACCAUAUUCAUUCAUCUGUACCACCAGGCGGCCGCUCUCGUUACCGUACCAGCAACACCUCCAACAAUCCCAAUCUGAUGUAUCAGGAGGAGUGUGAACGGCGGCUCCGUGGUGUUAAAGAUGGCCGGAGAGACUCGGGCAGCUUCCGAGACCGUGAACGCGGAGAGAGCUUUGCAAACGGAGCCAACAAGGCCUACGGUGGUGCAUAUGGGAGUGCAAAUUCUGCGUUUGGGUCGCAGCAGGGCCAGUAUGGCUAUGCCCAGGGAGCCUAUGGAGCUGCUGCUUACGGUGCAAGUGGCUAUGGGGCAGAAUAUGGUGCCGCUGGCUAUGGCGGAGCAAAUGCUGCCAAUGCCGGGAGAAACUCGCAGAGCACAGGCCAGCAGCAGUAUGCAGGAAUGGGCCGUUCCGGCCAGCAGCCUCAGCCUCUCAUGUCGCAACAGUUUCCUCAGCCUCCAGGCACUAACGUGAUGGGCUAUAUGGGACAGACUGCCAACUACCAGUAUCCACCACCUCCACCACCCCCUCCCCCUGCACGCAAGUGAGACCAUUUGGUUUAUAGGUGACCAGUCAAGACUUGCAAAUAAGAACCUUCUCUUCUCCCCUUUCCCUCACCACCCUUCCAUCCCCAUUGUGGUGUUUUCCCCUAAUGCAGGUUAGAUGUAGAGUUCACUAUCAGAUACUGUCCAUAAACAUUGGCCCCGGUCUACAUUUCCAAUUUUGUUUUUAAAAUUAGAGUUGACUGGAAAACUAACUUCUCUUUACAUGUUUUGGCCUUGCAUGUUAAGAAACCUGAAAUGAUUUUUUUUCUCACCCCCCCUCCAAAAAACACCUACAAGGCAGAUAUGUCCCAGCCCAGUUGUCAUUGUGUCUGAGGCUUGUGUAUGAAAACUUGCUGCAGAGAGGAACAACUUAUCCAUCACAUAGACCACAAGAAAGAUGUUGUGUAAUACUCCUUAACAGAAUAUUUGAGAUGGUGUAAUUUUUGCUUAUUAAAAUUGAGACUUUCCACAAGGACAGUUGAACCUGAGUCCUUGAAUUUGACAUAGGUGGAUUUUGAAAAUAUAAUAAUUGUUUUGACUCGUCUUACAGUUGUUCCAAACCUCUCCACUUUACAGACAGAAAAAAACAAAAACAUUUAAUUUUGGUUAGCAUUUUUGCAGCACCUGGAUGUCUUAUCAACCCUUUGUGUAAGGGAUUUAAAGAAAGUGUGUUAGAAAAAGAGAUUUCUUUUCUGUACUCCCCUGUUUUCAUAACUAAAUCAUUUCAUUCUUAAAGGUUAAUUGGAUUUCUCUGUGGUACUCAAAUUACUACCAGCUAGAUUUUUCAACCAAUAAUAAUAAAACCUUAUGCCUCCCCACCUCAAGUUCCAAAUUGCACUUCAGCAGAAAAUACUGAGGAAAAUUAAGCAGUCACCAUUUACUUGGUGUAUAUGUCCUUAAUAUAACAUCUCUUAUUGGGCAGAUUUCAGGAUCCCACUGUGCUGUGUAAAAUGGUUCAGUUUUUCUGUUUCAAAUUUUGAAGAUUUACUUUAGGCCAAAUGGAAUCUAACCCCCUCUUUAGUGGGGAGGAGGAAGAGAUGGCUAGUAAGUCUUGGAGCUGCAUUCACAUCCUGAUCUGAAUAGGGCUUUCCUUGGCUUUUUGAGUGAGUUUCUUCAACUGUCUUUUACACUCAGCUUUUACAGGUAGGUAGCAUUCUAGGAAAUUUUAGGAAAGGAUGGAACUUUAGUAAACCGUUCCAUUCAAUCUUGUCGAUUUUUUUCCCCAGGCUGAGCAAGGUUGUAGGUUAGUGAGUGGGGAGAGUGGGAUAGAAUUCUUCAAGUACUAAGGCUUAUGUCCUGUGACUAUUAGCAGAAGGGUUGACAAGUAGUUGGCUUUUUUAGUGCAUCACCGGCUAUGUUUGGACAACAUGGCAGGAGAUCACUUGUGUACUGUACUGAUUGAGAGGCAUAAUGUAUGUGCUACAGUGUUUUCUGUUUUGGGAAAUGCAUAGUUCAAAUAAGUACAACAGCCCAGUUACUUUAUUGCAAUGUGGGGCUUGUUUAUUUUUUAAAAAGGGGCUGUUACAUUUGUAUUCCUCAGUAGAGAACAGCCCGGGGUUCGAUAAAACUUUGUCUGCACGCAACAUACAGGUAGGUUCUUGGCACAGACUGUGAGAGGGAAAUUUGCCAGUUCAAAUAGCUCAUGCUUCAUUUGACUUCUGUAAUUGUACACUGGAGAAAUGAGAAGUCUAGUAGUAAGCUUCAAUGCUAAAAAGAUCAGAAAUGAACGUUCAUUUUAGAAACGUAUCAUGGAAUAUCUUGUUAGCACAUGCAGAAUAUUAACAACCAUUGAAUGCUCUGGUAUGUUCUGGCCAUGUCCCACUUGGUGCUGCUUGGUUCCACUUACCAGCUAAAGAGCCCCGUUGACAAAGCGUUUCUCCAGUAAACGUCUUUCGAAAUGCCAGUCCAGCAUCUUCUUCCCUUCCAAAUAAAUUACUGUGUGGGCUUUAAGUUGAAAGAUUUAAACUCUAAACUUUAGAGGCUUUUUGGGUUGGAUCAAUGCUCUGUUUCAACCCUUACUGGUAUUUGAACACAUUCCUGUUGUAUUAACAAAGACUUGAAUGGAAGGAUUCAUAGCUCUGUGGUAUUCAGGCACAGCAUACUAAAAAGCUAUGUUACUAUUAGUUUGUAAAUUGUCCUUUUGAUACCAUCUUGUUUUCUUUUGUAGGUAUGAAUAAAAAUACUUGUCAAUAAAGAUUGACCUCUCUCUCAUUUAAAAGGUAGAACCUCAUAUGCUCUUUUUCCAGUAAGAAAUAUCUAAUUUCUCUAUACAACAAGUAUAGGAAUGAACAUUUUAAUGUCCAUAGUAGGCUGCGUUGGAUUUGUAGCUGAUUGACUGGCUGAACCCAAAGGGUGCUCACUAAUGGUUCCUCAGCGUUGUGGAAAAAACAAGUGGGUGCCACAGGGUUCUCUCCUGGGUCCACAUUGUUGCUCAAGGUCUUUAUAACUGACCUGGAUAGACCAAACUGGGAGGGACAGCUAAUGCUACUGAAGACAAAAUUUGGAUUCAGGAUGAUCGUAACAGAUUGGAGAACUGGGCCCAAACUAACAAAAUGAAUUUCAAGAGGGACAAAUAAGAUUCUGCACUUAGGCAGGAAGAACAAGCUUCACAAAUAGAAGAUGGGGGACACCUGGCUUUACUAGUACAUGUGAAAAAGGUCUUGGGGUCUUAGUGGACCGUAAGCUUGACAUGGGUCAACAAUGUGAUGCAGCAGCCAAAAAGGCUAAUGCUAUUCUAGGCUGCAUCAGCAAAAGUAUAGUGUUCAGAUCAAGGGAAGUAAUAGUUCCACUCUACCUUGCCUUGGUCAGACCCCACCUGGAGUACUGUGUCCACCUCUGGGUUCCACAAUGUAAAAGGGUUGUUGACAAGCUGAAUGUGUGCAGAGGAGGGUAUCCAAGAUUAUCAAGGGUCUGGAAGCAGAGCCUUAUGAGGAAUGGUUAAGUAAGUUGGGAAUGUUUAGCCUGGAAAAGAGAUUUGAUAGUCAUAUUUGAGAGAGAAAUAGAGAUAAUUGUGAGAAAAAUAUACCAAGAGAUACUUCACACUAUUUUAUUUGUUAUAGGCACAGUUCAAACACCAACAAACAUCCCCAUACAAAAGAAAACGUAGAUACUGUUCCAACACUAAAUUAGAAAGUGUUAAGCCUAAAGUGUUAGCCACCUGGACCUCAAAUCUCUCGGGCACAGUCUGCUAGUCACAGUGUAGAGAAGCAGGUAAGUUCUCUGAAUGCGAGCUGAGCCAUAUGGGAAAAAAGCGGAAGAGGACAUCCUCCAGUCCUGGAGCAGGGUCUUCAGGAACUUGCUUCGCUUGUGUGUGUCUUCAGAUAGGCAUUGGGAGGCUCAGCUUCUUGCCUUUUAAUACUAAAUGGGGAAAAUGAAUUAAGACUUAAACUGUUUGUUCUGACAGAAAGGAAUGCCACCUUGCCUCUACCAAAUGCAUUCAUACUGCCAUUUUUAAUGGUGCUUUAAGCUCGUGAAUUACAAAACCCCCCAACAUAGCAAUAAGCGUUUUGCAGGCAACCCCUUUAAGAUGAGAUUCCAUAAACUCUUGUCACCUGUGUACAACAAAUCUUUGUUACUAAUAGCAGCAAGAAACCCUGCACAUGUUACAGUCACAGUGCCUUAGAGUUUCAUGACCUGUGAAGCAGUUAAUAACAGGCUGAAUGAUAAUUAAAAUAGUCCUACGUUAAAAUACUCAAUAAUUUUUGGAGUGUUUUGCAUAGUUUACAGUAUUGGUAAUCUGAGAUGACUCCCCACCCUCAAGAGGCUUCCUCGCACUGCUUUAACACGCAGAGCAUGCUACUCCUAUAGCAAUGUAGAAAUUGUCUUAUAUGCUUGGUAGCUUCUGAGUUGGGUUUAAGUGUUUAAUAUUUCAUGUAAUUUAUUUAUUUAAAAGCAUUGAUCAGCCACUCAACGUUUUAAAAAUCUCUUAAGCAGUAUACAAUAUAAAAAUAGUAUUUUUUAAAAAUAACUCAAUACACAGAAAGCAGAAAAAAAAACAUGUAAAAAAAAUUCAGAGGCUUCAAACACAUAAAAUGGCCCUCUCUUAUGGGUCAUGGAGGGAAGUCUUUUCAAGAUUUUGGAAAGUAGCCGAUGGCUGAUGCUUUACAAAUGGCGUACACUGCUGCUUAAUUCUGAGAGUUUUUUACUGCUGGGGGCCCUCCUGCUGGAGAAUGUGCAAAGCUGCAUUUUUGAACGCCAAUUUUCAGCUCACUGUCCCAUGAUACUCUGCAAGCAGCAGUACCGCAAUCAGAAUUUUCCUAUAUGACCUAGGUGCUCUUGCCCAUCUGUACAGGAUCAGGUGGUCUUUCAGAUAACCACUGUUAAAUGUUUGGGGUGGAAAAGAAAAGCCAACAGGUUCUGUGGAAAGGGGGGUGUGGGGAGAGCAGAGCUAUAGCUGACCUGCCUAAUCUCUGCCACAACUGUGGUCGGUUUCAGCCACUGACUAGCCAGCAUUAUGUGAUCCUUACCUUUCGUGACAUAGAGGUAAAAAAAGUCGCAGUAGAAGAUGGUCUGUACUACUCCAGACACCACAGCAAUUUGAUCGUAGAAGUUCUCUGUGUGGUAGCGCCAGAUCCAGUUUGCAAGGUAGAGAGCGCGAUAGAGGCCCAAGAAGAAAAGGUAGUGUGUUGUGAUAGUUUCAGCUUCACCUGUUUUGCUAAUCAUGAAAAGUUGUGGGAGGAUAGCCACUGAUUCCAGGUAAAUUGAGAAAGUCCAGAGAAUCUAAGGAAAGAAUAAAGGGAAGUCCACGUUAAAUGUUAGUAAUGCAUGAAUCAGUCCAGAGAAAAACAUGACAAUUUUAUUUUUGGCCACCUUUACCUUUCAUCAUUGGGCAAAAGAAAGUUCAGUUCCAGACACCAAAGGUUCAAGGAAACUUGAUGCAAUUACUACCUUCUUCCACUUAAUAUGAAUGGCUUUCUUACCUCUAAUGGGGUGAAACUGUGGUUUUCUAAAAAUGACAGGCCUGUAACUGGAACUAAAAGGAAUUCGAGGCGGAAAGAGUCAUUCUCACUAUCAAAGGUUUUCCGGAAUUUCCCAUAGAUCAGGUACACGGUAAAGUAGGCACAACUUAAGAAAACAACCUGCAGAGGAAUACAAAAAUCAACUUACUUUCUCAUAGUGGAAAUCUGAUUGGUCUGCUCAAACUUUUAGAGCCAUGUCUUUGCUAGAACCCACUAACCUAAGUGUUUGCUGGCUGUUCUUUGGCUGAUUGCAGACAAGAUUCAAUUUGUUGUCAUUACCUUAUAUUUCGCCUAAGGUACUCUGGUUUGGCACCUUUAAUGCACUCUUAAGAUGAUAAGCAGCAGCAUGUAUUUUUUAUGCAUGCGCACACACACACACACACACACACACACACACACACAGCCCAUUAACUACAUCUCUUGUUCUUCCCUAGCCACCCUUGCUUAACCUGCUGUAAGAGUGGCUUUACAAGCCUCAGAAUUGGUGCACCUUGUUCCAAUCAGACUCACUGGGUCAUUACCACUCUGCUCUAGAUUAAGCAAUGGGGAAACAGGGAAGAGGCUUGGCUGCACUGCACAUAUUUAAAAUGUCGUCUUUCUCUGACACAGUCUGCUUUCCCUCCCCAGUACAACAAAAACCUAGUGUGCACUGGCACUAUUCUAUUAGAGCCCUGAGCACUGUUGCUCUCCGUUCGUAAACCAGUUCAUUGUGGCUUUGGGAUGGGAAUGGACUGCCUUGUUCAAUCUCAAUGAAGCAAGGUGCUGAGUGAUUGUAUCACUUUUUUUCUUUAUACAGUGGUACCUCGGGUUACAUACGCUUCAGGUUACAGACUCUGACAACCCAGAAAUAUUACCUUGGGUUAAGAACUUUGCUUCAGGAUAAGAACAGAAAUCGUGCUCCGGCGGCGCGGCAGCAGCAAGAGGCCCCAUUAGCUAAAGUGGUGCUUCAGGUUAAGAACAGACCUCCAGAAUGAAUUAAGUUCUUAACCCGAGGUACCACUGUAAUUGAAAUUCUUUCAGAAAAAUGUUAAUAGAAAACCCUCUACCUCCACUGAAAAUGGCCCUUUUUAAAAGUUAUAAAUCAGGACAUACCAGAAUUGUUCCUAUCUCAGACUGACUAGAUGGAGAGCACUUGAACUCUUGCCCUUACCUUCAUGACAGUAUUAUAGAUGGAGAUGAAGUUUGUGACCAGGUCAAGGUAACGGCUUGUGAAGACAAGUGCAAAAAGGAUCUGGCUCUUUCCCGAGAUACCUGAGGGCCAAAAAAGGAAAUUAAAUGAGCAGAUGAUGAAAAUAAAGAAGCCGGGAGAAAUGCCUGGGCCUUUGGCACUGGCAUAAUAAAUAAGCAAAGUCCUUAGUUGGGUAAGGAAGGUAGCAACUAACCCCACAAGCCACAAACUUCAGAGUUCCCCACAGAGGCGGACUUGAAUCCUCUGGCAGCACAAACACAGCCUGGAGAGGAUCACCCUUCUGCCAAGUGAAGAGGCACAGUCAGAGAACAAAAGGGUGCUGUUUCAGCUUCAACACUCAAGCCAGCUCCACUGCCAAGUGAACUGGAGAACCUGUGGAUGACUUCCCAGGAUCCAGGGUGGGAAGAAAGAUAACCCACGCACCAUCAUUGUAUUGAUGCCCAACACAGAAAAGCAGCAUAAACACAGUGGUUUGUUAAGGAUGUUAACAAUUAUAGGGGUAGACUACAGGAUUCUUUGGGGGAAGCCAUGUGCUUUAAAUGUGUGGUGUGGAUGUGAGCAGUGUUGCCUCUCUUUUCUGAAAGACAAGUUGACCUACAGUAUAUUGUCUGGAAACUUCAGGCAAAUAACAAAAUGAGUGUAGAAAAUAAAUGGUAAUGAAAA
This is a messenger RNA of Podarcis lilfordi (Lilford's wall lizard), 22148 nucleotides long. Lineage: Eukaryota; Metazoa; Chordata; Lepidosauria; Squamata; Lacertidae. The record is from the annotation of a GenBank genome assembly.